CGUGUAGGGGGUCAAUCCCUUCAAAGCCAAUCAGUCAUUGUUGAUCUAUCCCGUCUGUGCGAGCUGCUGUGACUGGGUGACGAAUUGACCAAGCACGACUUUCAGUCUGACGAGGACGAGUUAACGUCCUGUGUUGGGUCCCAUGUCAGUGGUCCUGGAAGAGGAUGAAGCCUGUCUUUGCCGUCGUGGUGGUCUUGUGCGUGUCUCGGUGUCUCGGGUGUGAAGGGGAAACGUACUGGUCAGAUGGGCUCUCCGUCUUGAAGAUCUGUCGAGAUGCCGGGCAGUUGUCCUGCACAAAGGUUGAUGCAAGCGAUCUUCCACAGACCGGUGACGUGGAACGGGUCAGUUCAGAGCGUCUCAGCAACAUGUUGGCCACAUGUGGGUCUACCCCUAACAUCCGCCACAAGAGGUGGUCCAUCUCAACUAUCUACCCAGGUACAAAGUGGUGUGGAGGCGGAAACACGGCCAGUGGCUACAGUGACCUGGGGUCACUCACCAGGACGGACAGCUGCUGUCGCACACACGACAACGACUGUGCAUACGACAUUGUCAAAUCCAUGAAAUGUAAAGGAACGUUCUGUAUCCCGGUACCAUGGACAAGGCUACACUGCAGCUGUGACGACAUAUUCAACGCCUGCCUCAAAGAUGUCGCCAAGUCCGGAUCCUCCAGCUCCGCCGAGAAGACGGCUGCCAACGCCAUAGGCUGGAUUUACUUCAAUGUCAUGGGGCAGACUUGCUAUGUAAAACGCACCACCAAGAAACUGGUCUUCAAGAAAGGGAAACUGAUGUUAGUGAAGACAAGCACAGCUGUGUGGCAAUCUGUCAAACGCUUUUAGAUGAAAGAAGAGUGUUCUGUGCAUGUAAAUAUCAAGUAUUGAGCGAUAUCAUUUGCAUUUCUACAAUAAAUAUUUAAUUUACCCAGUG
Molecule: messenger RNA, 924 nt
Organism: Haliotis rufescens (red abalone)
Lineage: Eukaryota; Metazoa; Mollusca; Gastropoda; Lepetellida; Haliotidae
Product: phospholipase A2 phaiodactylipin-like
Exons: 5
Coding region: 165-836 (223 amino acids)
Biological process (GO): arachidonate secretion; phospholipid metabolic process
Molecular function (GO): A2-type glycerophospholipase activity
Source: RefSeq, a predicted model, not a curated record